Messenger RNA from Drosophila yakuba, 4298 nucleotides. RefSeq lists its product as uncharacterized. The transcript has 9 exons. Lineage: Eukaryota; Metazoa; Arthropoda; Insecta; Diptera; Drosophilidae. Bases 223 to 4152 code for a protein of 1309 amino acids. The record is from RefSeq and is a predicted model, not a curated record.
GCAGCAGUAAGCUUUUAUCAGUCGACGAGUGAGUUCGACCAGUACAACAAGUGUGUCCUCCUAAGUAUUUUGUCAAGUGUAAGGCACUUGGCUUUUCAAAUACAUAUAAGAUACCGAGAAGUCCUACAUUAUUCGCUGUUCUAGUGCAGAACCUAUGUGAAAUUGCAAAAUUACGAAAGGCGUGGCACCGAGCGUAUUUUUUUUCGUGUUUUGCAAGGAAAAAUGCCGAAUGGCGACAGAGCACGAGGUCGGCCAAAGCACCGCAAUAGGAACAGGUCACGAGCUCGUCCUUGCACGCCGGAAAAUCUUCUAGAGAAUCACUUGCAAAAGCUUUUGGAGGAGCAGGAUCUACUUCACAACCUGUUGGUCAGCAAUCGUCCUGGAAUAAAGCCGCAGUUGGAAGAUUUGGGCGGCGAAAGCAACUAUGAGUUCGACAUCCAGGAUGAGGAUGGCCUUGAUGAGCAAUUGCCCAGCUUUAAGUUGCAGCAGAAGUCGGUGCAGGAGGAGCAAGCGGAGCUCAAUAACCAACUACAUUCCGUAAUUCUGGCCGAAGAUGUGGAGCCAUCGAGUCCUGGGCACUUGGAAGAUCUGGCAACAAUUCCAUUACGAACAUAUCCAAUUCUGGCUGAAGAUGUGGAGCCAUCGAGUCCUCCAAACUAUGAAGAUCUACCAACAAUUCCAUUACGAACAUAUCCAAUUCUGGCAGAGAAUGUGGACUCAUCGAGUCCUCCAAACUAUGAGGAUCUAAGGACAAUUUCCGCUCGAGCGACUCCAAUUCUGGCCGAGGAUGUGGACUCAUCGAGUCCUCCGAAAUUUGAAGAUCUGCCAACAAUUCCAUUACGAACGUAUCCAUAUCGAAGCAGGAACCACAGCUCGAUCCCGCUGCCCAUCACGGUGGGCAACUGCACACCACCCAAGGUCAUAGGUCAGGGCUUCGAUGCGCCCUUUCUCUACCCCGAGUUUGUGGCCAAAAACGAGCGAAGUCGUGUAAAGUACAUCUUCAGUUUGGUGGACAGUCUGGCAUUGCAAAUGGAGCGAUCACUUAAGCUAAACGAGCAUUCGAUGGCCGAAGGAGCCGUGGAAAAGGCAGCCACAGGAGCUGUGCCCAAAGCCAGGCGCAAACAGAAACUGCAAAUAGAUCGAGUGGGCCAUGCCAAGUACACGAUCACUGUCAAUUCUCGUUUCAAGGAGCCCAAGCCACACAAUCAGUCCAAAAAUCAUCGUUUGGCCAGGAGUAAGGUGCAUUCGCAUAACAAAUUGCCGGAGAUACUCGAUGUCGAUUGUGAGUUCGGAAUGGAGUUUAUUGAAAAGUUUCGUGCCAACAAGGUUCGAGAUGAAAGCAGAGCCGAGCCCGUAAACGUAUCCGUAUCUGAAAGCGACCAAGAAAAACAGGUUGAUAGUGCGGAUGCUAAGGAAAAAGAAGUGCCGCAGAUCGACGAAGAAUGUAAAGAAAGUGCGACAACUAUUACACCGAACUCGGAUUUCUCAAGCGAACUCUCGCUUCUUGAGAUUGCGAUGGCCGAAGCAUUCAAAAAGCAGCGAAAACAUAAGAAGAAAAACUACAGCUUCACUUCGCGACCAAGUACACCCAUCACCAGACCGACUACGCCCAUCAACGAUGAUGUGCCCAGUACAUCGGCAGAGGCAAGGUUCUAUCAGCAGUUAAGAGGUCAAUCGGAGCCCGAGAAAAGCGAAUCAAAUGUCUUAAACACGUGGCAGCUGCUAAGGGCCAGAGGACCGCCACCAUUGCAGGAUUGGCAAUGGAAUAUCGUUAUGUUUAUGAGGAAUUUUAAUAGGGAAAAGAGACGAAGGGAGCGCCUAGCAAAUAAGGACACAACUUCCAAUUCGGAACCCGUGAGUAAGUUGAGUAAACUGAGAAAACUGAAGGAAAGAGAGCUGCGUAGAAACGAACUGCGACGGAAAUACUCGUAUGUGCCCAUAGAAAGGCCAAAACUACGCCCUAGGUUCUAUAAAGCCAUUAAAGAGCAAAAGGAAUGGUUAAAGGCGGAACAAGACUUUAAACAAGUUCAGUAUCUAACAUUCUACAGACCACAAGAUCUCUACGAGCCCGAGAUAAAAUGGUCGAAAAAGCAACUGCUUGCCAUGCGACGCAGACUCUUCAAUGUUAUCCCUAGAAGACCGAUACAACCCAGGCCCAUUCCGAAAACCAUAGAGCCUGAACUGCCUGUUGAGGAAGAAGAGGUCGCAGUUGAAGAGCCCCCCGAGGAUCAGAAUCCUGAUCCUGAUCCUGAUUCUGUUCCUGGUCUCAACGUUCCAGUAGACAGGGGUCAGCGUUUGAAGAAUCUGCUCAUGGACGAAGAGCGCCUAAAUCAACAUCUGAAGCUGAAGCACUUGGUACUGCCAGAGGAUCCGGUAAAAGCCAUCUACCUGCCCCUUUUCCAUCGCCACAAGACUUUUAGGUACUUUGAUAAGAAACAAAAGCCAUCGCACACAAAUCUUAAAAACGCUGCGGCUCAUUGGAGGAGCAGCACUACUAGCUCCACUGCUUGGCGCCAGUGGAGCAAAACUAGUUGGAUUUUGCCCCAAACCAGAUCGUCAGCUUCAUUUAGUACUGUAUUCUACGAUGCCAAACACUCGAUAUCGAGCUUAAACGAUUCGCAUGACGAUUUCCUCAUCAGCAAUGAAGGCGUUUUGGGCCUCAACGAGUUGGAAGAUCCAUUUGACAAGCCAAUUGCAAGGGAUGCAACCGAAGAACGUGUGGAUUUCAGGCGGUUCAUCGAUAUAGACUUCGUAUCGCGACACAUUCUGCAGCUAAUGUCGAACAUAAAGCCUAAGAAUAAUAGCAAUCUUAUCGAGAUUCAGCCGCAGAUGACUAACUACAUGGAGCACUUCUACUGGACGCAUUUAACGCACGAUGGUCUGUACUUUCAUUGGUUCGUCAGCGAGGGUUUCUUUCCGGCUCACUAUCUCACCGAGGUGAAGACUGCCAAGGAGCUGGAGGUCAUUCCGCAUUGCCAGCUGGACAGGGAUAUUAUGCGGUAUAUAGAUGUGGUAAAUGACGUGAAUGCGAAGAGAAUCAAGUUAACCAGACAAAUGGCGCACCUCAUGGUCACCUCCUACUUUCGCGUUCUAUGCCACAGAGCCCAGCUGGCCACGUGCCCCAUCAAGGAUAGAUGUUUGCUGCGAUGUCGCUUUGCCAUCUCGAUGGUGGAGCUCUAUCAGCAGGAGCGAGGUCGACACAUACUGAGAGAUCGUAUCGAUUGCUGGCGCCUCAUGAAGUGGGCCCUCAAGCACGAGGGUCGCGUCAAGCAGCUGUACGAUGAGCCCUUGUACUAUGCCGAGGAACGGGCCAGCAUCCAUACGUGCCUGGUGAUGCGCACCCCCAACUUGGAGUCCUUCAAGGAGUUCUAUCGUCGCCAGGUGUUGCCCAAACCGGAUGCACUCGCCAUCAAUCCCGUGUUCAACAAAAUCAGGCGUUAUCCGAGCAAUCGCAAGGAUCCUUGUGCCACUUUUGUGUGCCCCAUUCCCGGUUGCCAAACGGGUCUGAACUCGAAAAUACUAAUGGCGCACUUCUUGAGCGAUCACUGUCGCCGUUUGGAGGAACUUUGGCUCACGGAUCGCAUGGUGCUGCUGUUCUAUCCCAGUUCCUAUCCGCCCAAUCAAGUGUACUGCAUUUGCGUGAUCGCCUUGCUGACACGGAUGCCCAGCCAGAAGGUGCCGAUACCGCAGAAUAUACUGAACGAGGAGUUACCCUCGAAAUAUCUAUACUUUGUUGAGCACGGAGCUUGUUUCCUCAUGUUCGCGCCGGUUUCGAGAUUCAUCGUUGAGGGAAAGACGGAGCCAAGUACGGUUGCUCAUGAAAAAUGUGCCAAAAGGCAUCCAGACACUGUGUUCAUCUUUUGGCUGGCCAUUGCCGAUUACGAACUCAAGGAUGUGGGCUGUCGACUGCUUGUGUAUUGCCAGGAUCGCUGUGUCAGGGGUAAAUCCCCAUUGACGUUUGUCAAAAUGUCCGAGUUCAAAGGGGUGACCCAUUUGCUGGCGACUCAACCGGAUUGCUAUCUGGCCAUCGAUUAUGGGACAAUGGCCACGCUGACCACGGACUUCAAGGAGCUGCUCUUCAUCGAGGUGCGAUACGUUAAUAAGCUGUUGGAAGAUGCCAACAACUCUGGUGAUGAGUUUUUCUAUGAAUGAAGGGAGGACCUUUGAAAAAGGCAACUUGAAGCAUAUGUGCACAAGAUCUGGAUUGCAUAUUUGCAUAUAUUUGAAAUAUAUUUUAUAUGCCUUAAUGGCAGUUUAUAUCGAAUAAAAAAAAACACUUUUGGUGGCGGGUAUUAAAA